AGCGCCAAUAACCCUUCGCUUAGAAACGGAAGUCGCAUUCUGCACGUUACCGUGCUUCCCUUGCUUAGAACAUCGCUAAGAACGGUUUUGUCGUUAUGCCUUGCUCUUGGUGCGUGUUGUAAGGCCUCGUUUGCAAAAUGAUUGCGCGUACAAGCGUUGCGAAGCCUGCGUUCGUCGAGGUCGUUCUUGCGAUGGCUCUGGCAUACCGCUUUCUUCCUAUAAGUCGUAUCAAGGAUGCUAAACGUCGUGCCGAACUUGAGCUAGAUAAAUCUCAACGCCGUCUGGAAGAAGCCUAGCGCGAGUUGUCCGAAAAG
Thermothelomyces thermophilus ATCC 42464 is the source of this 314-nucleotide messenger RNA. RefSeq lists its product as uncharacterized. The record is from RefSeq and is a predicted model, not a curated record. The transcript is spliced from 3 exons. The coding region runs from base 138 to 296 and encodes 52 amino acids. NCBI's taxonomy places the organism in Eukaryota, Fungi, Ascomycota, Sordariomycetes, Sordariales, Chaetomiaceae.